AUGCCUCAGUACUCAGACUUGGAGGGCGCCAUAAACACGCUGGUCACCCAGUUCCAUUCGGCCUCGGGCGACAACAGUUCCACGCUAAAGUUGGACGAGUUCAAAGGACUUCUGUCCUCUCAGCUGCCCAACCUGGCCAAGGGCUUCAACACAGAGCAAGGCCUGGGCGAGAUCAUGCGGAAGAUGGGCGUAGGUGACGGCGAGGGCAUCUCCUUCUCCCAUUUCUGGAACUUAAUCCAGAAUAUAGCCUCCUCACAGCACAGCCUCCUCGGCGGCACCAAGGGCACCUCGUGCAGCUGCGUCCUCCUGUGA
Molecule: messenger RNA, 312 nt
Organism: Nerophis lumbriciformis (worm pipefish)
Lineage: Eukaryota; Metazoa; Chordata; Actinopteri; Syngnathiformes; Syngnathidae
Source: RefSeq, a predicted model, not a curated record